Solea senegalensis (Senegalese sole) is the source of this 1764-nucleotide messenger RNA. RefSeq names its product zona pellucida sperm-binding protein 4-like. Gene Ontology annotation, molecular function: structural constituent of egg coat; acrosin binding. NCBI's taxonomy places the organism in Eukaryota, Metazoa, Chordata, Actinopteri, Pleuronectiformes, Soleidae. Bases 97 to 1752 code for a protein of 551 amino acids. Gene Ontology annotation, cellular component: egg coat. Gene Ontology annotation, biological process: prevention of polyspermy; binding of sperm to zona pellucida. The transcript is spliced from 12 exons. The record is from RefSeq and is a predicted model, not a curated record.
GCUGUUGUCACGUGACUCCCCCCCCCGUGUCCGAGAAAAGACCGGAUGCUCGUAGAGCCCCACACCUAUCAGCAAAAACACCCGAGUGUUUAGGAGAUGAUUUAUAAUCGUGCUCAACUGUGUUGGCUCUCUGUAGCCUUGGCCCUCGUGGCUCAGCAGCUCUGCUGGAGUGUGUCCUGCACCAAGGAGGUGAAGAAAACACCUGAGCACAGACAACAGCUCGUCCUGCCGAGAGUCACCUGCUCUGCCCGGAGAAUAAAAGCUGCGUUUGGUCCGCUGGUCAGAAAUAAUAUACACGUUAGGGAAAUGUCAGGGGUUGCAGUCCCAGUGUCUCAGUCUGAGCUGGGCUCCUGUGGAGUGAGAGUGGUCAAAGAGAAAAAUCAGAACAUCUCUUUCAUCAGCAAAGUUGACGGCUGCUAUGUUCAGAUUGAGAGUACCAAAGUGGUCAUACCACUGCAGGUCCAGCUGAAAGACGACGAUCAAUGGUUCAGGGUAAAUAUCAGCUGUCCCCUGAAGAGAAACCAUGAGAGGACUCCUAUCUCAACAUUGUUACCUGGGAAGUGUGGGACAGACCGAGCGCUGCGAGUGGACUGUGGUCGUCAAAACAAUUCCAGCCAUGCCUGCCAUAAACGGGGUUGCUGCUACGAUGCUCAUGAUUCCACCUGCUACUACAGACUCAAUGUCUGCUCUCUGGACGGACAUUUUGUGUUCUCGGUGAAAGCUACAGAUACGGACCCACCCAUCACUCCCGGCAACCUCAUAGUCAAGGGUCACCCACAGUGUUUCCCCGUGGUCACUACACCAGACACGGCUGUCUUCAAGAUUGGAAUCACAGAGUGUGGUGUAAAGACCAAGGAAGACCGAGAUGUUGUGAUGUAUGAAGUGGAAGUAGAGGAGCUGCACACUCAAAGUACAGCUAAAGAUCCUCUAUUCAGUCUACAGGUGCAGUGUGAAUAUGCAACAUCGGACCUGAAACGAGCAGCAGAUUUGAGAUCCUUGUAUGCAGUGACAAACCCACCACCUGUAGUUGCACUGGGAGCCAUUCAGUUGCAGAUGAGAAUAGCAAAAGAUGCAUCUUUUACAUCCUUCUUUCCUGAAGACCAACUUCCACUGACUCUGCCGCUACGUAAAUCUGCAUAUGUGGAAGUUUCCAUCGCCCAGCCAUCCCCGGACCCAACACUCUCCCUACGUGUGCAGGAUUGCUUUGCCUACCCUGUGUCACGACACUCUGUGUGGAUGCUUCUUUAUGAUGGAUGCCCAAACCCUCUGGAUCACAUGAAAAGCUCUGUCCCUCUGGACCAACUGGGGAAGACUACCUCCCACUCCCAAAUGAGGAGGUUUGAUGUCAAGACAUUUGCCUUCUUAGACCCUCAAACUGGCCAUCCAAGUGUGGAGGAAAUGUACUUCUACUGUUGGGUGGAAAUCUGCACAGAUGACGUAGACUGUGCACAGAGUUGUACCAUCAUUUCAUCUGAGAGUGAGAGACAGAGAAGAGAGACCAUAUCUGAGUCUGACCAGCUCCAGUUAGUGUCCUUUGGGCCCCUGCUGCUGAGACGGAACAACACUGAAAUUGAUGAUAGUCCAUGUGUCAAACAAAGCACAAUGUUCCAGGUGAUGGUGUAUGUGCUCUCAGGUGUUGGGGCUGUCCUGCUGCUUGUACUGCUGUUCACUCUGUUCUCCAACCUCAAAAAGGGUCAGAAGAAAGAAAUGCAGAAAGCUUGUGAAGCACAAGCUAACAGUGUCAGUAAAUAAUCAUAUCCCUUC